AUUGGUUAUGGAUAAGAAGUCAUUUUGGUUUUUGUGGAUAGCAUUUUUGGCAACUGUUUCAGCUAACCCAGCUGUGUUAUUAGAGGACAACGCUUUGGCAGAAAGUGGAAGGAAAUCCACAGUAUCCGGCUUUGAGUUGAAGGGAGAGGAUGUAGCACCGAACUUUGGGUUAUUUGAAAGCAGCUGUCCGGGAAGAUUCGGAUUCUCGAUAGCAACUGAUAGUUCAGAGAAGAACAAAAGUGGCUUGGUUGCCAUCGGUGUACCGGGGAGGGACGCCGUUCUUAUAUUGGAACCCAAAGGUGACACCUCCCAAGGAAGAGUCUUCGCAAACAAUUGGAUUGUGGACGUCGACUUGCACUCAGAAGAGACAAGAAGCUGUUAUCAGCAGAAGGAACACUUUGGCACAGCUGUCGCACUAUGGGGUAAUUGGAUAGCAAUAUCUAGUGUUGUAAAGGGCAGAAUUGAUAUAUACGAGAAAUCAAGAGACGGAACGAGAUGGGAUAACAAGGGACAUAUCGAUGGAACUAUAAUUGAAGGCUGGAAUGAAGAUUCAGAGUAUGGAAAAAGACUUAUAUGGUUCUGUAAAGAAGACAAUCUCUUUUUAUUGAUAUCAGCACCCAAAUGGUAUUGUCCAAUUCGCCACACAUUUUUUAGAUGGUUAUUUGGUAGGUCUUAUGCAAGACAUCACUGUGGCUGCGUGUUUAUGUACAAGUACAUUAUUGGCACAAAUUCUUGGAAGCAUAUUCAAACAAUUAAUCCUCCUCAAGAAUGGAGUGUUGAAGCCAGUGUUUCUCUCUCUUGGAUAUCGUUCGGAGAAGCAGUUAGUCUUUGGAACGAUAGUUAUUUUGCAGUUGGGGCUCCAGGUACAGCCUGUUGGAAAUACAAGGAUACUAUCGAGAGAAGAAAGCGUUAUUGCGGUUCUGUAUUUAUCUAUAAGUGGGAAAAGGAGAAGUUGAAUUAUCACAUGGAAGUUCAACCUCAUGAUAUGGAAGGAGGUGAUGCAUUUGGGUCUUCUUUAGUGUCACUUUAUCCAUUUUCAUUGGCAGUUGGCGCUCCUAGACAAGAUUGCUACGACGGACAUCUCGCGAAGAGUAGUUGUGGAGCAGUUUAUUUAAUAGAUGGUACUCAAGAUAUUUUAUCUGCUAGACUCAAAAAUAUUCAAAGAUAUAAACCCGAUGUUCAACUAGGAAGUUUUGACCUGUUUGGUUUUGCAGUUGAAGCUCCCGAAAAUGGCAACUUCUUACUUGUUUCAGCUCCUGGUUCAUGGCAUGAAAGAGGUACUGUAUUCCUACUGAAGCGAGCAAGAGGUAGUUUUGCAUGGACAGAGAAGAAUCUUUCAAUGUCUCGUUGCUUAUGGAAGGAAAGUAGGCCGUUUUCCAAUUUGGGUUGGCAAAUUCGGUUGAUAAACUAUGGGGAACAGUAUUGGUUACUGGCUGGCGCUCCUUUUGCUCGCUUCCAAGAAGGAAGUGUCUAUAUUGUUCCGUUCCUAGAUUGAUGCACUUUGGAUUGCACUAACUACCUACACAAGUGGUAGGAUUCGUUUUAAUUUAAAUUCAUAGGAUACGAUAGGCGUGAAAGUUGGUUAAGAAAUCCCCACAGUGUUAGGUUUCAUAAAGAAUUACUUCUGACUUCGCAAAUGGC
Molecule: messenger RNA, 1641 nt
Organism: Galdieria sulphuraria
Lineage: Eukaryota; Rhodophyta; Bangiophyceae; Galdieriales; Galdieriaceae
Exons: 1
Coding region: 8-1495 (495 amino acids)
Source: RefSeq, a predicted model, not a curated record